Messenger RNA from Columba livia (rock pigeon), 3879 nucleotides. RefSeq names its product PICALM interacting mitotic regulator (gene PIMREG). The record is from RefSeq and is a predicted model, not a curated record. Bases 1073 to 1771 code for a protein of 232 amino acids. NCBI's taxonomy places the organism in Eukaryota, Metazoa, Chordata, Aves, Columbiformes, Columbidae. The transcript has 4 exons.
GCGUAACAUCUGCAGCUAUCUGGAAACCAUAAAGCCAAUGGGCUGAGGAAAGCAGAACAGCAUCUAGGGCUGUAAUCACAGAAACAAACGUUAGUAAGGGAUACUUAUUGAGCUAUAUUCACCCAUGCUAUAGUGUGUGAGUACAAAGGGGUACACACGCCAUCACAUAGAACUUUUUAAAAACCAUAUGUCUUAGGAACUUACAGAAAGUAUGCUUAUACACCACAGGUGGGACUCGAUAGGAAUCCUGCAGUGUUAGUGGAUUGGCUUCCCCAUAGCUCUAAGCCACAACUAUAGAAGUGUCUCUAGCUGUCAGCUCCGAGUUUGACUUGGUGGGGGGAAACCAAACCAAACCUUUGGAAAAGAUAAGCUGCUACCGCUAUUUCAGGUAGAAGUGUUUUAAAGAUAAAUGCUUUAUAUAUCUUGUUUUCUUUUAAGGUAGGAUACUAAAAACGACCAAACCACAUUCUCUGCACAUGGCCUUUCUUUCCUGGCCAAUACGCUACAGAGCACAUCCUAGAUUGUUUCCAGUACAAUACAAUGUAGUCACAGCAGCUGUCUCCUCCAACAAGAGCUGCAGAAGCCGGUGGUGAAAAAGCAAGCAAACAAAAAUUUUUUAAGACACUGGCUCAUAAUUAACUACCAGAAGCACCAGGAGCCAUGGCUUGGAUACCCAAACGGGUGCAACCCAGCCUCUGACUCCUUUUGCUACUCGUGCUGACCUGGAUCUCUAGGCCACAGCGCCCCUGCAGCGCCCCCGCCGAGGGGCCGGGGCACCUGGGACUCAGCGGGACCCGCAGCCGCCGCCUCCUCCCGCGCUUUACGCCCCAUCCUCGCGGGCGCGCAGCCCCCGGGCGCCCCGCGGAGCAGCCGCAGCUAAUGCGCAGGCGCCGAGCCGUGUAACGGCCGCCGCGCGUGCGAGGGUCGCAGCCAAUGGGGGCGGGCGGCGCCGGCGCCAAUCCGAGGAGCCAGAGUGGGCGGGGCGCCGUUCAAACGCGUUCGAAGAGGUUCCCGGUGUGUGGUGGACCCGCUCCGGUCUCUCUCGUCGCUGUUGAGCAAGAACUGGAACAAGAUGGUAUCUGUGCUCCAAAAUGUCAAGGCAACAAUGGCUUGGAGGAAACACCAGCUCCUGGCUGACUUGGAUGAGAAUGAGAGCCCUGUACCUGAUAAACUCAAGAGAAGGGCUUCUUUGAGUUCCCUCAAUACCAUCCGCAUGUCUCUAAGGAAGCGAGUACCGUUAAAGCAAGUAGAGCUGAAUUUUCAUAAGACCACAACUUGGGAAAGUCUGGAAGCAAGACAGAAGAGCCAGCCUCUUCAGAGUAUUAAAAGAACAGCAAAAAAUGCUUUUGGAACGAUGUCCCAGAAAAUACAGAAGUCUUGCCAAAGCCCAGUACACUCAAUGGCGACCUUUCCAGCUGAAUCCAUCAGCAGAAGCUGUGCAACCAGUUCUACCAAAACCAGAAAUACUGCACCUCAAACCCCUUGCCGUAGGAAGAGUGUUACUUCAGCAGCCGGUUCCAAAGGCACCCCAAGGUCCAGCAGAAGAGCUUUGCUUGGGCCAGCAAGGGCGUCAGAACACAGAGUGUGGAGGGGUUUCUCAUCCUGGCUUGGUAAAGAUGCCAUUGCUCCCCAGAGAUCAAGAAGAACAGCAGCACUGAAGAGCCCUUAUUUAUCACCUGCUUUUACCAGCAGAAGGAUCUCCUGCGCAGAGAACAGCGAAGGCAGCCUGGCCACGCCCCCUCCGGCUGACCGCGCCCCCCGCUCCGGCUGACCGCGCGUGCCCCCCCCCCCCCCCGCCGCAACUCGGCUGACCGCGCCCCCCCCCCCCCCCCGCUUCUCCGCCUGACGGCGCCCCCCAACUCCGGCUGAUGGCCCGCCGCCCCCCCCUCCGGCUGACCGCGCCUCCACUGCACACCAUGGCGGGGAUGGGGUGGGGGGGAUCACAAGGGUCUAUGGGGCGGUGUGGGGGUCAGGGCGGCUGUGGGGUCAAUGGGGUUGUUGUGGGGUGAAACACCCCUGAAGAGGCUGAACACCCUGCAGGUGAGUGAACUACACAGUGCCCCACAGUGCCCCAUAGCACCUCCACUUUGCCCUAUGGAUCCACAACACUGCCCCACAGCACCCUAUAGCUCCUGCUUGCUAUCCCACAGCACCCCAUGGCUUCUCCACUCUGCCCCAUAUGUCUACAGCAGUGCCACAGAGUACCUCAUAUGUCUUCCACUCUGCCCCAUGGGUGCAGAGUGCUGGCCUACAGCACCCUAUAGCUCCUGUACUCUGCCCCAUAGAUCUACAGUGCUGUCCCACAGCACCCUAUAGCUCAUCUGGCCUAUAGACCCACUGUACUGCCCCACAAUGCCCCAUAGCUCCUACACUCUGCCCCAUAGACCCACAACACUGCCUCACAACACCCCAUUGCUCCUGCACUCUGCUCUGUAGAUGUCCAGUACUGCCCCACAGCACCAUAUAGCUCCUGUACUCUGCCCCAUACAUCCACAGGAGUGCCCCCCAGCACCCCAUAGUGACUCUACCCCAUAGACCCACAGUGCUGCCCCACAGGACUCUACUCUGCCCCUUAGACCCAGAGAGCUGCCCCACAGCAGCCUGUAGGUGCUGCGUUCUGCCCCAUUGGUGCAAAGUGCUGCCCCACAGCGCCCCACACCUCUGUCCACCUGACCACCCUUCCCUCCUGACUGCGCCUGCACUGCCCACUAUGGGUGGGUCACAAGGGUCUAUGGGGCUGUGUGGGGGUUGGGGGGCUAUGAGGUCAAUGGGGUGGUUGUGGUGUGAAACACCCCUGAAGAGGGUGAACCCCCUACAGGUGAGUGACCCACACAGUGACCCACAGCAGCCCAUAGCCCCUCUGCCCUAUAGAGUCACUGCACCCCAUAGCUGCUUUUACUCUGCACCAUAAAUGACAGCAGUGCUCCACAGCACCCUAUAUCUCCACUGUGCCCCAUAGACACACAGUGCUGUCCCACAGCACCCCAUAUCUUGUUCACUCUGCCCUAUAGACCCACAGUGUAACCCUAGAGCACCCCAUAGUUCCUCUGCCCUAUAGAUCAACAGCACUGUCCCAGAAAACACCAUAGCUUCUUCCCACUAGCCCAUAGGCCAGCAGUUCUGCCCUACAGCACACUGUAGCUCCUGCACCCUGCCCCAUAGACCCACAGCAGUGCCCCACAGUGCCCCACACAGCUGGUCUGCCCUAUACAUCCACAGCACUGCUCUGCAGCACCAUAUACUUCCAGCACUCUGCCCCAUUGAUAUGUAGCACCCCACAGCUUCUGCAUUCCACCCAUAGAUCGACAUUCCUGGGUCCCCUCACCCCACCAGCUGUCCUGGGUUGCGAUGCUGCACGGGGCCCUGUGCACAACAAAAUGAGGACAGCAUGGCUGCUGGGCGCCACCCUGCUUGGAAUCCAAGAUGGCUGGGGGGGAGGGCUGGCAGCCAUGCUGGCACUGCCGGAGGGGCUGUUGGUCUGUGCCGUGCUCAGGCGGCAGCUCCCGGCUGUAUCGGCUGCUCCUGUAGCCCUGCACCCUGCCCAUGGGAACAAGGUGGCUGCCCUGAUGGGCGUGGCCAUCUCGGCUGCUGUGUCCCUGCUGGUGGGCGGGGCCAUGACUGUCAUGGCUGCCAAGCCUGUGCUGGAAGGGUGGGGCUGAGGUGGGCGGGGCCUGCCUAGGGUGGCCAUUUUGGGGUGGGGCCCAAGGUGGGAGGUGGGGCCUGUGGCUCUGUUUGCCCCUGACGGCCAUCUUGGAAAAGGGCAGCGCUGUGCCGCUGCCAUCCUGACGUUGCUCCCCCAGGGCCAUGUUGGGGGAUUUUUAACCUGGUUUUGGGGCCAAUUCUCACCCAAUAAAAUUAAAUAAUGUAAAAAAACCUUAA